This is a messenger RNA of Blumeria graminis f. sp. triticale, 852 nucleotides long. The record is from the annotation of a GenBank genome assembly. Lineage: Eukaryota; Fungi; Ascomycota; Leotiomycetes; Helotiales; Erysiphaceae.
AUGGCAAAGCCUGACUUCCAGGUCUUCACCACUCUCCGCUAUGAUACAAACCUUGCACAUAGCCCAGCUAAUGCUCUCCUUACGCCCAGUUUAAUUAAUAGCUCACUGUACCAUUGCUUUUAUAUGCCGAUUCACCAUCGUGAUCGUCUCGUUGAAGCUGCCAACCACUUUGGCUGGACCCAUGCGGCCGAUAAGCUUAAAGGAAAAGAAGGCUUAGCCUUUUUGUUGUCAAAUCUUGGAGAAAAAAUAUCAACUGAAAUAAGUACUAAUGCUUUACCUUCGUUGCCACUACGACUCAAGGUGCUUCUUGAUCACGACGGGAACCUCACGAUAGAAAAAGCCAUAACCUCUUCAGUUUCCUUAGAUAAUCUCUAUCCUCCUUGCCUAUUGGAUCCAAAGGUCGAUAGUGCUAUUGUCAAAUCGGGAAUGAUAAAACAACUAUCCGAGAAAGUAGUUGACCCAUCCUCUCCAGUAUAUACAAUUCAUGUUUCUCAAAUUUAUGUUGUUGCUGGUCCGCAUAACACUUACAAAACUACACAUCGUGAAGACUACGACAACGCUAGGCGAGAGAAAGGUAUCCUAGAUAUGACAGAAUUAAGAGAGGUUAUUCUCGUCGAUUAUCGUGGCCAAGUAAUAGAAGGUAGUCUUACCAGCGUAUAUUUUUUUCGCGACGGGAAUUGGGUCACUCCGGCUCUGGAACUUGGGGGGGUGAAGGGAACAACGAGACGAUGGGCUUUGAGCCAAGGAUUAUGCACCGAAAGCGUCAUUCUAGCUAGUUCCCUUUCGGAAGGUGAACAAUGUUGGAUAAGUAACGGUUUGAGAGGAUUUAAUAGAGGUGUCGUAUGUCUCUAA